UAUAAUAAAAUAAAGGUUGUUGUUGUUGUUGUUGUUGUUUCAUGUAACAGUCGAUUUUGUUUUUUGUUAUAUAAACCAAAUGAAUAUCUAAAGUAAUUUUGAGAAUUGUGUUUUAAAAAAUUUCCAUACCGUUAUACCUUCAUACAUAUGAAACUUGGUCAUUUGUGUAUUGAUGUCACAACCUCAAAUACCCUAUUUUUGACUCUUACAAAUGCUAUUUCUGGCAGAUAAAAGGCUAUAAAUAUUCAAAUAAAGGCCAUGUCUGUGAGUGAAUACUAAAGAGCUGAGAUUUAGAAUUGAUAAGUUUCUUUUAUAUUUAAUCCCAGUUUGAAAUCAAAGAAAAAUUCACAGUAACGACUGGGCUGAGGAGAAAAAUUAAAAAAAGAAAGAAAGAAUGUAAACAAUUUUCAUUUACUGUGAACUUACUUCACAGAUAUUCCUUUGGGCCCGUCCACAGCUGCUUAACCUGUCUAAAAUUAACCUCCCUCUCUACAGAUCUCUAGUUCCCAAAGCCUUUUUAUGGAUCGAGAGUGCCAACAGCUGAUUUUCUAUAGCAGAGAAACACAGACAAGUCAGGACAUAGAGAGGAAGAGAGAACACAACAAGGGACCAGCUUCAUGUCUCUGUCGCAGAUCACCCCAAGCCUUUUCCUGGGCGGAGCCGACGCCCCUCUCAAUCGAGCCCUCAUGACUCGUAAGGGCAUCACACUCAUCGUAAACGCCACUCUGUCCCACAGCUGCCCCACAUACCCAGGAGUCGAGUGUGUACGUGUGGCGGUACCUGAUCUUCCCACUGCACGUCUGAGUGAGCAUUUUGACCGAGUGGGAGCCCGCAUUCAUAACAAUAGAGCGGGUGGAACGUUGGUGCACUGUGCGGCAGGCAUGAGUCGCUCACCUGCUUUGAUCAUGGCUUACCUCAUGAAGUACAAGGGAGUGACACUGUGCCAGGCGCACCACUGGGUGAGGCAGAGCAGACCCUCGAUCCGCCUCAACUCAGGAUUCUGGGACCAGCUUCUAGACUACGAAAAGAGACUUUAUGGGAAAAAUACAGUGAAAGUUGCUGUUCCAUUGGAAGUGCCUAAAACACCCAAAAUGGUGCCCAGGUACAGUCUGAGAGCGUGUCCAUCAUCUCCCAGGCUGGGCUGGUUUAGACGAUAGGAC
This is a messenger RNA of Ictalurus furcatus (blue catfish), 1160 nucleotides long. Its product is annotated as dual specificity protein phosphatase 14. The record is from RefSeq and is a predicted model, not a curated record. Bases 618 to 1157 code for a protein of 179 amino acids. Gene Ontology annotation, molecular function: MAP kinase tyrosine/serine/threonine phosphatase activity. NCBI's taxonomy places the organism in Eukaryota, Metazoa, Chordata, Actinopteri, Siluriformes, Ictaluridae. The transcript is spliced from 2 exons. Gene Ontology annotation, cellular component: cytoplasm. Gene Ontology annotation, biological process: protein dephosphorylation.